This is a messenger RNA of Sciurus carolinensis (gray squirrel), 963 nucleotides long. Its product is annotated as olfactory receptor 13C7. The record is from RefSeq and is a predicted model, not a curated record. Bases 1 to 963 code for a protein of 320 amino acids. The transcript has a single exon. Gene Ontology annotation, molecular function: olfactory receptor activity; G protein-coupled receptor activity. Gene Ontology annotation, biological process: G protein-coupled receptor signaling pathway. NCBI's taxonomy places the organism in Eukaryota, Metazoa, Chordata, Mammalia, Rodentia, Sciuridae. Gene Ontology annotation, cellular component: membrane.
AUGGAAAGUGCCAACCAGACAGGGUCUGUGUCAGAGUUUGUUCUCCUGGGCCUGUCAGCCCACCCCAAACUGGAGAAAACAUUCUUUGUGCUCAUCCUGCUGAUGUACCUGGUGAUCCUGCUGGGCAAUGGCAUCCUCAUCUUGGUGACCAUCCUUGACUCCCACCUGCACACACCCAUGUACUUCUUCCUGGGGAACCUCUCCUUCCUGGACAUCUGCUACACGACCUCCUCAGUCCCCCUCAUUCUUGACAGCUUCCUUACCCCCAGGAAGACCAUCUCCUUCUCUGCAUGUGCUGUGCAGAUGUUUCUCUCCUUUGCCAUGGGAGCCACAGAGUGUGUGCUCCUGAGCAUGAUGGCCUUUGAUCGCUAUGUGGCCAUCUGCAACCCCCUUAGGUACCCUGUGGUCAUGAGCAAGGCUGUCUAUGUGCCCAUGGCUGUCAUAUCCUGGGCAGCAGGGAGUGCUGCCUCCAUGGUUCAAACAUCCCUUGCAAUGAGGUUGCCUUUCUGUGGGGACAAUGUCAUCAACCACUUCACCUGUGAGAUCCUGGCUGUCCUGAAGUUGGCCUGUGCUGACAUCUCCAUCAAUGUGAUCAGCAUGGGGGUGACUAAUGUGAUCUUCCUGGGGGUCCCAGUCCUGUUCAUCUCUUUCUCCUAUGUGUUCAUCCUUGCCACCAUCCUGAGGAUCCCCUCUGCUGAGGGGAGGAAAAAGACCUUCUCCACCUGCUCUGCCCACCUCACAGUUGUGGUUGUCUUCUAUGGGACCAUCCUCUUCAUGUAUGGGAAGCCCAAGUCCAAGGACCCCCUGGGAGCUGACAAACAGGACCUGGCCGACAAGCUCAUCUCCCUGUUCUAUGGAGUGGUGACCCCCAUGCUGAACCCCAUCAUCUACAGCCUGAGGAACAAGGAUGUGAAGGUUGCUGUGAGGAACCUGGUAAUAUUUCAGAAGCAUUUCACCCAGUGA